Molecule: messenger RNA, 1320 nt
Organism: Salvia splendens (bonfire salvia)
Lineage: Eukaryota; Viridiplantae; Streptophyta; Magnoliopsida; Lamiales; Lamiaceae
Product: protein-L-isoaspartate O-methyltransferase 1
Exons: 4
Coding region: 68-949 (293 amino acids)
Biological process (GO): protein modification process
Cellular component (GO): cytoplasm
Molecular function (GO): protein-L-isoaspartate (D-aspartate) O-methyltransferase activity
Source: RefSeq, a predicted model, not a curated record
AGACAGGAGAGGGACACGAAGCAGAGGAACAGAACAAUGCAGAAAUUUCGAGGAUUAUAUUAAAAAAAUGCAUUCCUCCUCCAAUCAUUCUUCACUUUCAGCAAUUGUGACCCGCUGGGGACAUCGUAUUCCUCUUCACUCAUCCUAUUUACAUCUCACUCCCCGCCCCCCGCCGAAGCUGGCCGCCUUCUCCUACCGCCGCUGCCGCGCCUACCCCUAUCUCCUCACGGGGAACGCUCUCUUUUCCCGCAUGGAGCAGUUCUGGGCUGGAAGUGGUAUUGGUAGGAACCAAGAUAUGGUGUCUCAUUUGCAGAGCUCAGGCGUGAUAAGAUCGAAGAAAGUAGCAGAAGUAAUGGAAACAAUCGACAGGGCUUUGUUUGUGCCGCCGGGUGCACAGCCCUAUCUUGAUAGUCCUAUGCCAAUAGGCCACAAUGCUACGAUUUCUGCUCCUCAUAUGCAUGCAAUGUGCCUUGAAUUGUUGGAGAACCAUUUGAAGCCCGGCAUGUGCGCACUGGAUGUUGGUUCGGGGACUGGGUAUUUGACCGCUUGCCUUGCUGUCAUGGUUGGACCAGAAGGGCAUGCAGUUGGAGUCGAACAUAUUCCAGAACUAGUCGAGUCUUCUAUCGAAAGUAUCAAAAAGAGUGCUGCAGCUCCCCUACUUAAAGAAGGGUCCCUCUCAAUUCAUGCUGCAGACGGCAGGCAGGGCUGGCUGGAGCACGCGCCCUAUGAUGCUAUUCACGUUGGAGCUGCUGCAGUAGAAAUUCCUCCAGCACUCAUCGAGCAACUGAAGCCAGGUGGCAGAUUGGUGAUCCCCGUGGGGAAUGUCUUCCAGGAUCUGCAAGUCGUUGACAAGAAUGAGGAUGGCAGCCUAAGUGUCCGGAGCGAAGCCUCUGUGCGUUACGUUCCAUUGACAAGCCGAGAAGCUCAGAUCCAGGGUCCACAAUAUUAGGUAUAGAGUUAUGUUGCGCUGUAAGUAAUCCAUCGUUAUGUUUAGGGUUUAGGGUCUAUGAACUAAGAGACUAGCUUUCAAUAUUUUAAUACUCCCUCCGUCCCAGUAAAGAUUACCCAUUUUUUUUGCAAGUAUUUUUGGAAAAAUAUAAUAAUUAGUUAAAAUGAAGAGAAAGUAAAGUAAUAAAGAAAAUAAUAUAGAGGAGAUUCUAUAUUAUUCUCUCUCCACCUUAAUUAUUUAUUGUCAUUUUUUCAAUACAAUUGCGAAAAAAAGGAAAGGGUCAUCUUAACUGGGAUAGAUGGAGUAGUAGUGUUUAUUUCAUCGCACAUUUGAUUUGGUAUAUGUAAAUUGUGUCAUUGAAAUUCAGGCCA